GAUGUUGGCGAAUACAGUUGAGGCGGUGCACUCCGGGGAAGGCGUCUGUCUGUAUAUUGGUUGGCGUCUGUCUGCUGCGGUGCAGUCAUGUUUCUCCAGUAUUACCUCAACGAGCAGGGCGAUCGCGUCUAUACGCUGAAGAAAUUUGACCCUAUGGGACAACAGACUUGCUCUGCUCAUCCUGCUCGGUUCUCCCCAGACGACAAAUACUCAAGACACCGAAUCACCAUCAAGAGACGCUUCAAAGUGCUUAUGACCCAGCAACCGCGACCUGUCCUCUGAGGGUUCGUUAACCUCUUGAGCUGCCCGCCCCCCCGGCCGAUUAUCAGCAACCAGAUGUCUCAAUCCUGAGCCGCGAAGCCUUCCCCUGCUGUUUGGAAUGCUAUCUUAUCUUAACUACGUGAUUGAUUAGAUAGUGAUGGGCAUCGCCCAUGAAAGGAACAGUCUUAACUUUUUUUUUUCUUUCAUGUUUUGACUUACUGCCCGGUUAUUAAAGAUACAAUAACUUAAAAGUUCA
Messenger RNA from Psammomys obesus (fat sand rat), 517 nucleotides. It is a transcript of the gene Nop10, whose product is annotated as NOP10 ribonucleoprotein. Gene Ontology annotation, biological process: snRNA pseudouridine synthesis; rRNA pseudouridine synthesis; positive regulation of telomerase RNA localization to Cajal body. Bases 88 to 282 code for a protein of 64 amino acids. The transcript has 2 exons. Gene Ontology annotation, cellular component: box H/ACA telomerase RNP complex; box H/ACA snoRNP complex. Gene Ontology annotation, molecular function: telomerase RNA binding; box H/ACA snoRNA binding. NCBI's taxonomy places the organism in Eukaryota, Metazoa, Chordata, Mammalia, Rodentia, Muridae. The record is from RefSeq and is a predicted model, not a curated record.